Xyrauchen texanus (razorback sucker) is the source of this 1076-nucleotide messenger RNA. It is a transcript of the gene ormdl1, whose product is annotated as ORMDL sphingolipid biosynthesis regulator 1. Gene Ontology annotation, cellular component: endoplasmic reticulum membrane. Gene Ontology annotation, biological process: intracellular sphingolipid homeostasis; ceramide metabolic process; negative regulation of ceramide biosynthetic process. The coding region runs from base 138 to 599 and encodes 153 amino acids. The record is from RefSeq and is a predicted model, not a curated record. The transcript has 4 exons. NCBI's taxonomy places the organism in Eukaryota, Metazoa, Chordata, Actinopteri, Cypriniformes, Catostomidae.
AUAGCCUGUGUGUCUGCGUGCGUGCGUGCGUGUGAGUGUGGUCACUGUGCUGUGGUGAGUCAGACCGCAGUGCGCGCAGCGGAGGCCGGUGGCAGCGCUCUAGCCUGCUCAUCUCGAACGCAAAUAAGGAAAGCAAGAUGAACGUUGGUGUGGCACACAGCGAAGUGAACCCAAACACCCGCGUGAUGAACAGUCGAGGGAUAUGGCUGACAUAUGCGCUCGGAGUGGGAAUGCUUCACGUUGUACUGUUGAGCAUUCCUUUCUUCAGUGUUCCUGUUGUGUGGACCCUCACAAAUGUUAUUCACAAUUUUGGUAUGUAUGUGUUUAUGCAUGCGGUGAAAGGCACACCAUUUGAAACUCCAGACCAGGGCAAGGCAAGACUUCUCACACACUGGGAACAGCUGGACUAUGGCGUGCAGUUCACAUCAUCUAGAAAAUUCUUUACAAUCUCCCCAAUUAUUUUAUAUUUUCUCGCCAGCUUUUACACAAAAUACGACACAGCUCAUUUUGUGAUAAACACAGCUUCCCUUUUGAGUGUUCUCAUACCAAAACUGCCACAACUCCAUGGGGUCAGGAUCUUUGGAAUAAACAAGUAUUAAACCCUAAUGUUCAGAGGGCACAGACCAACUCUCAGUUGAGCUGUUGCCUGAAAUGGAAAAAGAAGCUAUCCCUUUGUACUGCAGUCUUGUACUUAAGUUUGUACAGUCUGUGUGUCCUUUUGUUUGAUAUAUCUUGAGAAACUAUUGUAGGGAAAUAUUAGGAAGACAAUUCCGUAAGCAUUAAUAACUUAAGAUAUUUAAUGUGUUUUCAGUUAGUUGUUUUCUGUUCCUCAUGGAUCUGGGCUGGCCCAGGUUUCAUGGUUAAUUUUGUUUAAUUUGUUUUUGUUCGUUCAAAUGUGCUCACACCACUGAUACACUAAGAUAAUGCUUUUAGCGUAAUUUCCACAUUUCUGAAUGCAUUCUUUAACAAUGCCAUGAAAUUACAAUUGUGUUUUUAAAAUCAUUUAAAAGCCAUGAAACAAUUCUGAUGUUUCUGUGCAUGCAUGAUGUUCAUUGUUUUAUAGACAAAUAAAAAAU